Messenger RNA from Hirundo rustica (Barn swallow), 1320 nucleotides. Its product is annotated as protein DGCR6. The transcript is spliced from 5 exons. Bases 57 to 665 code for a protein of 202 amino acids. NCBI's taxonomy places the organism in Eukaryota, Metazoa, Chordata, Aves, Passeriformes, Hirundinidae. The record is from RefSeq and is a predicted model, not a curated record.
GCGGCCCUGCGCAGGCGCAGCUCGAGAGUGGAGAGUGAGGGAGUGCGGCGGCGGUGAUGGCGCGGCCGGGCGGGUUCGAGGCGGCCGAGCAGCAGCAGCAGCAGGUGCUGUCCCGGCAGCAGGAGCGGCAUUACCGGCUGCUGGCCGAGUUGCAGGCGCUUGUCAAGGCGUUGCCCAGUGCCUGCCAGCAGCGCCUCUCGUACACGACGUUGUCGGAGCUGGCGCUGGCGCUUCUGGACGGGACCGUGUUCGAGAUCGUGCAGGGGCUGCUGGAGAUCCAACACCUCACCGAGAAGAACCUGUACAGCCAGCGGCGGCAGCUGCACAGCGAGCAUCGCGGGCUGAAGCAGGAGCUGUUCCACCGGCACAAGGAGGCCCAGCAGUGCUGCAGGCCCCACAACUUGCCACUGCUCCGUGCAGCCCAGCAGCGUGAGAUGGAGGCUAUGGAGCAACAGAUCCGAGAGGAGCAGCGAAUGAUGGAUGAAAAGAUAGUCUUGGAAUUGGACCAAAAAGUAAUCGACCAGCAGAGCACCCUGGAGAAGGCUGGGGUGUCUGGCUUCUACAUCACCACCAACCCCCAGGAGCUGACUCUACAGAUGAAUUUGCUGGAGCUGAUUCGGAAGCUGCAGCAGAAGGAAGCUGAGGCUGAGAAGAAAUUUUCCUGAAAGAGCAAAUCUGCUGUUAAUUUCCGAGAGUUUUUCCUCUGACUUCCCUCUAAACAACAGACCGUCCAUGCAUUUGCUUUGUAUUGUGUCAGGAAGAGUCUACAGGAGUAGAAGAAAUUGCUAAGGCACUUAGAUUAGAGCUGGGGCAGGCAGAGCCCAGUGCAGGGGGUGGUUGGAAGCCUGAGGAUGGCUCUCUGAUCUUCAGAGCAGUGUCAGCUGCAUCUGGCUCAGCUGGGAGCUGAUGAAGCAUGGUCACUUGCCAGGAAUGUCCUGCAGUGAUGCUGAGGCCAUCACUGAGCCAGGGCUGGGCUGAGCAGCGAGGCAGCACACAGAGCCCUGAUGUGUGAGGGUGACCCUGUGUUUAGAUGAUAGAACUGGGGGGGAAACAAUUCCAAGGAUGCUUCUGUGUGCUGUUGGGGCAGAAACAACCUCUUAGACAGACCCUUCCCAGAGUCUCUUCCAGGCUGGUACCAGCAUUACCUAUAUUAGUUUUACCUGUAUGCUGGCCAGCAUUAUCACUAUUAAAGGAGGAUUUCAGCCCAGUUACUGGACUGGUAUUUGCCUUGUUCCCACUGACUUGGAAAGCAGAGCUUUUGCUUUGUUCUUUUAAACAAGUUUCCAAAUUAAGGGAAAUAAAACCCCUUCUGGAUCUGCA